Molecule: messenger RNA, 3645 nt
Organism: Oreochromis aureus
Lineage: Eukaryota; Metazoa; Chordata; Actinopteri; Cichliformes; Cichlidae
Product: netrin-G2
Exons: 8
Coding region: 1024-2622 (532 amino acids)
Source: RefSeq, a predicted model, not a curated record
CAGAUAGUGAUUGAAAGUGAUGGUAAAAGGAUUUAGCCCAGGCAUUAACCGAGGGAGAGACAGGGAGAGAGAGGGAGAGAGAGAGAGAGGAGGGAGGGCGAUAUUUUCCAUAAAGCCUUUUUUUCCUCCUCUCUUUCUUUCUGCCCUUGAGCAUCCCGGGUAAACCCGAGCUUUGUAAAAGUGGGAAAAGGAAGUGGAGAGGAGGGGAAGGAGGGCGGGCACAAGCCUUUUUUUGACAAACUCAAUAUUUUAUACUUUUGAUACUCCUUGACGCUGGAUUUCAGUCCUGUUUUCGCAGCCGUUUCCAGAUCUAGGACACCGAUCUGCCGUGCGCAGCCAUCUACGCUGUGAUCAAAAAGUAUCCGUCGGACGGCAAAAAAAGGAAAAAAAGAAAUAAAACAGAAAAAGAAACCAAACAAACAGUGAGCCGGCUGAUAGCGGGAGUACACUGAGGACCGCGGCGGGGGACGAGUACACUGGAUGGACAAUCGGAAGAGCUCAACAAAUCUGAAAUGUCCAAUGGAUACAUCUGGAGACGCAUCAACUUCUCCUCCAUCCUCUCCAACUAGCUCCGCAGUUUCCCUGAAGGACACCGCUCUGUGAGACAUGGAUCCGCGCAAACAUCUCCCACCCAACUCCCUGCAACACUAUGGUUAGAGUGCAUGCCGAGACUCCUCUCCGUAACAUUAUCCACCCCCACGCCCACUGCCCAUCUUCCUCAGGAAAUCAGCCAUCAAAACGGUGAAGUGUCCUGCUUUCCUUUCCUCUUUGGGGCUGCCAAUAACUGACGAGAAACGCUGAGAGAAAGUUGCCGAUUCAGUGUUUCAUUUUGGGGAAUUAAUAAACCUGGAGGCAGGUGGUGUCAAUUUACCCUGACCUCUCCAUUCCAAACACAGCAGUAUGGUGGUAGGGAUGUGCACUCGUUCCCUAUGAUUAUCGCUCCAUGCUCGUAACCUGUCCUCUGAGCUCCGUGGCCCCCUCACCCUGUGCCGGACCCCUCUCCAAAUACCCCCCCAGCCUGCCAUGCUCCUUCAGGCUGUGUUGCUGCUGCUGCUGCGCUGCUUGGCCUCCACUCUGGGCCAGUACGAACUGUGCAAAUCCCUGGUGAGCACGGACGAGGGCUCAGUGUGGGAGCAUUACGCCUGCCAGCCAAAACCUAGGUCCAUGAAAGACUUUAUGCGGAUCAAGGUGGAUCCGCCUGGAAUCACAUGUGGAAGGCCACCGGAGAGGUUCUGCACUCUGGAGAACCCAUACCUAUGUAGUGACGAGUGCGAUGCCUUAAAUCCAGACCUUGCCCACCCUCCUCAGCUGAUGCAGGACAAUGAGCGCAACGGCCUAAUUACCUACUGGCAGACUGUAACAUGGCGAAAUCACCCAGUGCCCCUGCUGGCCAACGUCACCAUGUCCUGGAACAAGAGUCUGGAGCUCACAGACGAUAUCCAGAUCUCCUUUGAAUAUGGCCGUCCUACGAUCAUGGUUCUGGAUAAGUCCAUGGACCACGGACGCUCCUGGCAGCCCUACCAGUUCUAUGCCGACGACUGUCUGGAUGCAUUCAACAUGCCACCCAAACAAGUGCGCGAUCUCUCGCCUGCUAACAUCACACGGGUCAUCUGCACUGAGCAGUACUCGCGCUGGGUUGGCUCCAAGGGUGAAAAGAACGUGAAGUUUGAGGUGCGGGCACGAUUUGCUGUGUUUGCUGGACCUCGGCUACAGAACAUGGACAACCUGUACGCCCGAAUGGAAAGUAUGAAGGGACUGAAGGACUUCUUCACCUUCACCAACCUUAGGUUGAGGCUGCUCAGGCCCGCCCUCGGAGGUACCUAUGUCCAGAGAGACAACCUACUCAAGUACUUCUACGCCAUCUCCAACAUCGAGGUACCUGCCAGGUGUAAGUGUAACCUCCACGCCUCCCAGUGCCUGCCAGAUGAGGAUGGCGGGAACCUCCAGUGCCAGUGUGAACACAACACCACAGGCCAGGACUGCCAGCGCUGCAAGAAGGGCUUCAAAGCCAAGUCCUGGAAAGCAGGUUCCUACCUGCCGGCACCCAACGGAACCCCCAACACGUGUACAAUUGCUGGUUCCCCCUCUGGUUCUAACUGCGAGUGCUACGGCCACUCCAAUCGCUGCAGCUACAUCGACUACCUGAACAUCGUCACAUGCGUCAGCUGCAAGCACAACACCAGGGGCCAGAACUGCCAACACUGCAGACUGGGAUUCUACCGCAACGCCUCUGCCGAACUGGAUGAUGAGAGCGUCUGCAUCGAGUGUAACUGCAACCAGAUGGGCUCUGUUCAUGACCGGUGUAACGGCACAGGUUUCUGCCAGUGUAAAGACGGGGCCACGGGGGCCAAAUGUGACGACUGUCUGCCAGGAUACUACUGGAAGCAAGGCUGUUACCCAAACGUUUGUGACGAGGAGAUGCUCCUGUGCCAGAACGGAGGAACGUGCUACCAGAACCAGAAGUGCAUCUGUCCUCCGGAGUUCAAGGGGGUACUGUGCCAACAUUCGCGCUGUGAGGCGGGCAAGGACUGCAACGGCGCUUCUUUGCCGCACCCUUCCACGGCCACCCUGCUGCUCGGCACUCUGCUAACCUACCUGCUGGCCACAUUAACGCCCCAUUGAGCCACGAAAAUCCUCCCCACCCCCCAACUCCACCCGCCCCCCUGCCUCACACCUAAAACAUGUGUAUAUGAGCGUAUUUGUGAGGCAACGGGUGACCCAAAAUGGGAAUGGGUCGUCCCUGUAAUGGACCCAACACUGCAGCACUCUUAAAAGCGCACACGCUCACCGAUCACUACUCGACUCCCGUUCCCAUUUCAAACACACAUGCGCACUUCACAGGACUGUAAUGGCACCGGGUGUACACUCAGGUGUGCGAAGGACAAACAGAGAAUAAAUAUGAGCAACCUCACUGAAAAAAGAUGCAGUCAAAAAGGGGGGGAAAAAAAGAAAAAUCAUACCAACCACUGUUCCCUUUAUUCCUAAGCUGGAGCAAUGUGCAUCAAACCAAAAAGCAUAGACAAAAACUUAAUCACCACUGUUUCACAUCAAAGGGAAUGGCUGUUGUAAUCACAAGACUUUUCUGUUCUUUUUUCUUUUUUUAAAUUUCUUCUCUUUCUCGGUUGACUUGCGGAUCUCACUUGCGACUGACGUCGAGGGCGCGCGGUCGGGCUCAGAGUGAGGACAAGGCAUGUCGACAAGGGUCGAGCGGAGAGGCGCUUGUUUGCUGAGGCCUACGUAGUAUAUUAACCAGGUUUCAUUUUUUUUCUCUUAAUCUGAGACUUGAUUUUACAUUUAUUCUAUUCCUGCUGCAUUUUUUUUCUAAAAAAAAAUAUAUAUCUUCAGUCAUUGUAUCUAAUGUGCCCACUAGCAGUUGCUGAGAUUAUACAUAUUAUAUAAUAUCCAGGGGGUUAUGAAUUAUAAUACAUUAGUCACUAUUAUGGUUGUUAUAGGAAUGAGUGAUUGUUGCCACACUUAGCGAGAUUUAAUCUUCACACAGUAUUCAGGAAGAAGAAUUUAACUAAUCAGAAGUCUAAAAGAGAGAGAAAAGAUAUGAACCACGUAUCGAUAUUAUAUGACAUUAUUUGAAUAUUUUUUGUAGAAAUUAUUUUUGUUUGGAGUUACAAUAAAUUAUAAAAAAAGAAA